AGUCAGACGCAGUGUGGUGACGCAAGCAUACAGACUAACGACUAGCCAGAAAAAUAUAGGCGAUGCAGAGGUCGCGGCGCUCGGCACGGGGCUGCCUGCAGAGGAACCUGCUGGUGUCCCUGACGCUGACGGGCGCCGCGGCGGGGGUCGCCCUCGGCGCAGCCCUCAAGACCUCGCCGGGCGCCGACCGCUGGACCGACCGCCAGCUCGCCCACUUCAAGUUCCCCGGCCAGCUGUUCCUGCAGCUGCUGCAGGCCCUCAUCCUGCCGCUCAUCGUGAGCUCCGUCGCCUCGGCCGUGGGCGCGCUCGACCUGGGCACCUCGUGGAGGGUCGCAUACUACAUGGUCACCACCGUCACGGCCGUCACCAUCGGCGUCUGCGUGUCCGUCACCAUCCACCCGGGCGAGAGGAGCGUCGCGCGCGUGUCGGGCAGCGUCGCGCGCACCACCACCAUCACCGACACCAUCCUGGACCUCAUCAGGAACAUUUUUCCUCCAAACCUAGUGAGAGGAUGUAUGUCUAGGUACCAAACAAUACUGAUACAGCCCACGAUUGAAAAAUAUGAAGAGGCGGCUGAGGCCGGCAGAAACCUAACGGUGCAAGACUGGAAGAUAGAAGGUCGUUACGUUGAUGGUACCAACACCAUUGGUAUGGUUAUUUUCGCCAUAGUCCUGGGAAUCUCAAUCUCUAAGAUGCAAGAAGGUGGAAAGCCACUGCUUGAGCUGUUGGACAGCGUGGCAGCUGCAGCUAUGACUAUUACGAGAUGGGCUCUAUGGUUGGCGCCAGUGGGGGUGGCUUCCAUUGUGACGUCACGGGUCAUUGAGAUUGAGAGCAUGAGUCUGCUGGUGCAACAACUCGGCUGGUACAUAGUGACGGUUCUGCUAGGGCUGUUCUUGCAUGGUUUUGUUGCUAUCCCACUCUAAUUCUUUAUAAUUACGAAGAAACUGCCCUUUAGGUAUAUAUACAACCUCAUGGAGGCACUGAUAACUGAUUUCGGCACAUCGUCCAGUAACGCCACCUUACCCAUCGCCAUGCGGUGUGUCGAGGAGAAGAACAAUGUUGACACCCGUGUCACUAAGUGCGUCAUGCCUAUUGGAGUCACCAUUAACAUGGACGGCACAGCAUUGUACGAGGCAGCAGCUACACUGUUCAUUGCGCAGUUGAGAAACAUUCCAUUGAGCAUAGGACAAUACAUAAUUGUAAGUUUAACAGCAACGAUGGCAACCACGGGACUGGCUGGAAUUCCACAGUCUGGUCUUGUAUCGCUGAUCGUUGUCCUCGACUCAGUGGGCUUACCUGCAAGCGACUCGUCAAUCAUCAUUGUCAUCGACUGGCUUCUGCAGCGGUUCCGCACGACAGUGAACGUGAUCAGCGACAGCGUGGGGGUAUGCAUCGUGGACCACCUGAGCCGCGGCGAGCUGGAGGAGGCGGACACCAUCCAUCAGCUAGGCGAGGCGCGCGGGACCCAAAACCAACCUGCAGCCAAAGACCUGUUGGAGUUGGACACCGUCUAGCACCUGGGCGAAGCAUGCAGGGCCAAGGACAACACUGCUGUCACGCACCUUCUGGAGGUGGACACCGUCCAGCACCUGGGCGAUGUAUUCAAGUCCCAGGACAACACUGCUGUCACGCACCUGCUAGAGGAGUACAGCGUCUAGCACCUGAGCGAUGUAUUCAAGUCCCAGGACAACACUGCUGUCACGCACCUGCUAGAGGAGUACACCGUCUAGCACCUGGGCGAUGUAUUCAAGUCCCAGGACAACACUGCUGUCACGCACCUGCUAGAGGAGUACACCGUCUAGCACCUGGGCGAUGUAUUCAAGUCCCAGGACAACACUGCUGUCACGCACCUGCUAGAGGAGUACACCGUCUAGCACCUGGGCGAUGUAUUCAAGUCCCAGGACAACACUGCUGUCACGCACCUGCUAGAGGAGUACAGCGUCUAGCACCUGGGCGAUGUAUUCAAGUCCCAGGACGACACUGCUGUCACGCACCUGCUAGAGGAGUACACCGUCUAGCACCUGGGCGAUGUAUUCAAGUCCCAGGACAACACUGCUGUCACGCACCUGCUAGAGGAGUACAGCGUCUAGCACCUGAGCGAUGUAUUCAAGUCCCAGGACAACACUGCUGUCACGCACCUGCUAGAGGAGUACACCGUCUAGCACCUGGGCGAUGUAUUCAUGGCCCAGGAUGACACUGCUGUCACGCACCUGCUAGAGGAGUGCAGCGUCUAGCACCUGGGCGAUGUAUUCAUGGCCCAGGAUGACACUGCUGUCACGCACCUGCUAGAGGUGUACACCGUCUAUAACCUGCGACCAGCUUGCGAAAGACUGUCUUCCUUAUCGGUCCACUAUUGUUUACAUAUGGCUGCCGGCAAUUCGAACAGUGAUACUGUUUACUUUGGUCGUACCUCCCGUAACCCCUGCGCCUGCAGGCAUAGUGGCAGGAGAGAGACAAUGUCGUGGGUAGAUAAAGUACCAACAUAGCAUAUUGCAUUUGAAAUAUAGUUUCACUCAUCAGGAAAACAAUUUAGUUGUUUGAAUUGAACAACAGAUUUUAUCAUCGAAGGGCCUAGUGUGUGUUUGUAAUCUUAGAGGACAAGAUUUCCUUUAACAAAGUUUAUGUUUAAAUCAAUGUAAAAAUUUUGCGUAUUGUUUUUGAAAUUUAAAUAGAUCAUUAAAAAUAAUGCUGUGAAAUCAUUAGUUGGCAGCUGUUGUAA
Molecule: messenger RNA, 2719 nt
Organism: Bacillus rossius redtenbacheri
Lineage: Eukaryota; Metazoa; Arthropoda; Insecta; Phasmatodea; Bacillidae
Product: neutral amino acid transporter B(0)-like
Exons: 9
Coding region: 63-923 (286 amino acids)
Biological process (GO): L-glutamate transmembrane transport
Cellular component (GO): plasma membrane
Molecular function (GO): glutamate:sodium symporter activity; neutral L-amino acid transmembrane transporter activity; L-glutamate transmembrane transporter activity
Source: RefSeq, a predicted model, not a curated record